AUGCCAGAAGAGAAUUCUCCGUUGCUGCCUCAGCACAAUCCGGCCUCUACGUCACCUCGGGCGAGCCGGACGUCGAGGUCGGUAUCAUUCAAUCCGCUCACGCAAAUCAGCACCUAUGGUACCUCCUCGACCUCCGAUCCUACGUUCCGACCCUUGCAUACGGGUUCACCUCCAGUCCUCAAUGUUAAUGCCCAGGGUACCCAGCCCCGUCCGGGCAGCCAGCCCAUGCUCUCAGCAUUGAACAGCAAACUCCGUCGCCGCAACAGCCAUGGCGCUGCUCCCUUCAACGCUUCAUCAUACCCAUCCCACCCGGCGUCUAAGAUUGGACCGCAGCGAACUACGAAGAAAGCGCAGAAACUGAAGCUGCUCCCCGAUCCGGUGACCGAAGAGGAAGAAGCCUCUGAUGGAGAUUUCCCUCGGGAUGUCUAUUCGCAAAUCACUCGAAUCAAGGAUCCCGCCGCACGAAGCCAUGCUGCCCGACUAGGCAAGGCCGACCGCGAUCGCAUUCCUCGAGUCACAGCUUACUGUACGGCUAAUUCGUAUCGGUUGGAGGGCGUGAUCAAGUUCCUCAAGUCGCGAAGCAAGACCCGUGGAGCGAAUCCCAAACUUUACGACGAAUGUGUCUACUCGCCUUUCGACUACCAAUAUGAAGAAAAGCAGAAGGGCCGGAUGUUCGCCGACCCAAGUGGCAAUGGACACCCUGAGCGACGACCCAGCGAAAGAAGGUACUCGGACAGUGCCGUGGAGGUGGAAGACAACAAAAAGAGCCGAAGGGAUGAUUUAAUUGAUUUGCAUGAAGAGGCUGGACAUUCAGCCGACCAUACCGAGCAAGCAGUCGUCCAAGAUACCCCCGACAUUGACACCACAAUCCACACACCGGAGGUAUUCCUCUUUGAUUACGGCACAGUCGUAAUAUGGGGAAUGUCGCCAGCGCAAGAAUCACGAUUCUUGUCAGACAUCUCGAAAUUUGCGACGUCCAUCUUGAGUCCUGAUGACACGCAGAUUGAGAAUUUCAACUUCUACUAUGCGCGUGAAUACCAGGCCAGGAUCUACAACGACUUUAUCUCUCUUCGUGACCCACGAAACAACAUGAUCAAGCUGGCUAUCUCUCAUGCUCUAGCCCAAUCUGUCAAGACCUCGCUUUUCGAGGAUCUUCUGUCUGAAACCAUUACCGACACCGCGCCUCUGCCUGCCCAGAUUGCGCAGACUGGUAGUGUCAACCUCACACGCAAGCAGAUCAACAUGCAGAUCGGAGAGCUGUUUAUUCUCCGCAUCAACAUCCAUUUACAGGGAUCUGUCCUAGAUAGCCCGGAACUUUUCUGGGCAGAGCCACAGCUGGAACCUGUGUACCAAGCAGUUCGAAGCUAUUUGGAGAUGGAUCAACGUGUCAGUCUGUUGACAGAGAGAUUGGAUGUUAUUGCGGAUUUGCUUGCCGUCCUCAAGGAUCAAUUGACCCACCGCCACGGCGAGUAUCUCGAAUGGAUUGUCAUUGUUUUGAUCGCCGCGGAAAUCCUCGUGGCCGCAAUCAAUAUUGUUGUGGAUCUCUACGCUGGAGUGGAUUAG
This is a messenger RNA of Penicillium antarcticum, 1563 nucleotides long. Its product is annotated as YagE family protein. Lineage: Eukaryota; Fungi; Ascomycota; Eurotiomycetes; Eurotiales; Aspergillaceae. Bases 1 to 1563 code for a protein of 520 amino acids. The transcript has 2 exons. The record is from RefSeq and is a predicted model, not a curated record.